UCGGGGCGCGUGCCCAGCUCUGCAUCCUCCUCUGCUUCGGCUUCGCUUCGGGUACCGCCGGGCAAGAUGCGGUCUUCCUUGGCGCCGGGCGUCUGGUUCCUCCGCGCCUUCUCCAGGGACAGCUGGUACCGAGGCUUCAUCCUGCUGAUUACCUUCUUAAUCUACACCUGUUAUCACAUGUCCAGGAAGCCCAUCAGUGUUGUCAAGAGCCGUCUGCACCGCAACUGCUCAGGGAUGAUCCAGCCCAUCAACGACACCCACAGCCUCAACGACACCACGUGGUGCAACUGGGCCCCAUUUGAUCAGAGCAACUACAAGGAGCUCCUGGGGGCGGUGGACAACGCCUUCCUCGUGGCCUACGCCGUCGGCAUGUUUAUCAGUGGCAUUUUUGGGGAGCGGCUCCCCCUCCGUUACUACCUUACAGCCGGAAUGCUGCUCAGCGGCCUUUUCACCUCGCUCCUUGGCCUGGGGUAUUUCUGGAACAUCCACGCGCUCUGGUACUUUGUUCUUAUCCAGAUCUGCAACGGACUCGUCCAGACCACGGGCUGGCCCUCCGUGGUGACCUGCGUGGGCAACUGGUUCGGGAAGGGGAAGCGGGGGCUCAUCAUGGGCAUCUGGAAUUCCCACACAUCCGUGGGCAACAUCCUGGGCUCCCUGAUCGCCGGCAUCUGGGUGGAUGAGCAGUGGGGCCUGUCCUUUGUGGUGCCCGGCGUCAUCACCGCCAUCAUGGGCCUCAUCACCUUCUUCUUCUUCAUUGAAUACCCAGAAGACGUGGGCUGCUCCCCACCUCAGCACCAUGGUGGGCUGGAAGAGAACGUGGACGACGCUGAGGACCCUGGCAGUGGGCCCCACUCUAACAGAGAGAACGGCCUGGAGUCUGCUGUCACCUCCUCCAAGGAGCCAAGCGCUCAGCCCACUGCCAUCAGCUUCUUUGGGGCGCUCUGGAUCCCGGGUGUGGUCGAGUUCUCCUUGUGUCUGCUCUUUGCCAAGCUGGUCAGUUACACCUUCCUCUACUGGCUGCCCCUCUACAUCUUCAACGUGGUUCACUUUAGUGCCAAGGAGUCUGGGGACCUGUCCACGCUCUUCGAUGUUGGUGGCAUCGUAGGCGGCAUCCUGGCGGGGCUCAUCUCUGACUACACCAAUGGCAGGGCCACCACCUGCUGCGUCAUGCUGAUCUUGGCUGCCCCCAUGAUGUUCCUGUACAACUACGUUGGCCAGAGCGGGAUCAGUAUCUCCAUAGUAAUGCUGCUUAUCUGUGGAGCCCUGGUCAACGGCCCUUAUGCCCUCAUCACCACUGCUGUCUCGGCUGACCUGGGCACGCACAAGAGCCUGAAGGGCAACGCAAAGGCGCUCUCCACCGUCACGGCCAUCAUCGACGGCACUGGAUCCAUAGGUGCGGCUCUGGGGCCUCUGCUGGCCGGGCUCAUUUCCCCCACAGGCUGGAACAACGUCUUCUACAUGCUCAUCACUGCCGACAUCCUGGCCUGCUUGCUCCUCUGCCGGCUGGUGUACAAAGAGAUCCUGGCCUGGAAGGCAUCCCUGAGUAGAGACAGAGGCUCUAGUGUGGCCCUAACCCACGCGCGGUAGUAUUUUCCUCAAGUCCCGUGACUUUGUAUAGAGAAAUGUGAGGACCCGAUUGCAGCAGAAACUUGGAGGGCCCUCGCCGGGUCCCACAGUUCCCCCCCACAGAUGGCUGAGGCAAAGCCUCUGGACCCAACACCAGCCAGCCCAGCCCACGAGGCUUCCACAGGCUAGGAGACUCUCCACCAGCAGGGGACCACCAAGCUUGAGGCCACGGAAGACUCAAGGGCCUUGUGGGAGGACGGAGGGGACGCAAAGUGCCCACUGAACUAAGGCACCUUGAGACCAAAAAUUGAGGAGGCAGCUCCGUGUGAUCAAUGGACCAGUUUAGUAUAGGGUCACUUACAGGGUGGGAUCGG
Molecule: messenger RNA, 1940 nt
Organism: Balaenoptera acutorostrata (minke whale)
Lineage: Eukaryota; Metazoa; Chordata; Mammalia; Artiodactyla; Balaenopteridae
Gene: SLC37A2
Product: solute carrier family 37 member 2
Exons: 19
Coding region: 67-1587 (506 amino acids)
Biological process (GO): phosphate ion transmembrane transport; glucose-6-phosphate transport
Cellular component (GO): endoplasmic reticulum membrane
Molecular function (GO): glucose 6-phosphate:phosphate antiporter activity
Source: RefSeq, a predicted model, not a curated record